AUAACGAGUUUUGUCUCAAGUUCCCAGUCCGUUGCACUCUGUGUAACUUAGGGCGAAAACUACCGAGGGAUAAGAUGAUUGCUCACCAGGAAACCGAGUGCCCAAAGAACAAGAGAACAUGCCCCUAUGGCUGCGAGCUUGGUGACGGCAGUAUUGAAGAACACAUGGAGUCGUCCGCGGUCGUUCACCUCGACUUUCUUCGCGACAAAGUUACCAUUCUUCAGAUCCAUGCUGACAGCGUGAGAGACGGCUCACGAGCCAGGGAGCAAAUUUCUGCACGUGUAUCGUGUCUCCAGGACCAACUCACAGAAUGUGAUCGCAAAAGAGGGGACAUCGAGAAAAAGACGGAGGACGCCAUGCAGACCCGAGAACGCCGAGAGAGAAGUAACGCGGAACAGUUUUCUGCUGAGGUAGCUCAGCUGACCAGCAGGAAUGGCGCAAUGAAUUCCCAGGUAGACACGUUUGAAGGGAUGGUCGCUGUCCUCAACAGAGAGGUUGAGAAAGUUUGCUGUACACUCGAGUCUUAUCCGGCCCAACGGAGUCUGGAUGUGGAGGGAAUAGACUUCCAAGAGAGGAAAGUGAAGACCAUAGAGCGCGCCCUUGCUCUUAAAGACGUGACUAUGGCCGAACAAGAUCUUCGACUUCAGGCUCUCGAGAAUGCCAGCUACGAUGGCGUCCUUGUUUGGAAGGUCAACGAAUUCGCCAGGAAGCGUCACGACGCUGUCAGCGGACGGGCGACCAGCAUCUAUUCCAAUGCCUUCUAUACCGGACCACACGGCUACAAAAUGUGCUGUCGCCUUUACUUAAACGGCGACGGCAUGGGGAAAGGGACUCACAUUAGUCUUUUCUUCGUGGUGAUGAGAGGGUAUUAUGAUGCUCUUCUCAAAUGGCCAUUCUCGCAGAAAGUCACUUUAAUGUUGUUGGACUUAAACAACAGAGAACACGUGCAGGAUGCCUUCAGACCGGAUCCCACCAGUUCCAGUUUUCAGAGACCCACGAGCGAGAUGAAUAUCGCCAGCGGUUGCCCGCUUUUCGUGCCGUUAUCGCAGCUCCAGAGACCUGGCACUGCGUAUAUUAAAGAUGAUGCGAUCUUCAUCAAAGUUGUAGUUGAUUGUAAAGAUCUUUAGAUGCCUGUGAAAAUUAACCAGUGAAUUGUUCAAUUGUCUUUGACAAUCUGGGAAACGGUUCUAUAGAUUCUAGAGUUUGGCUUUAUAAUAACCAGACCAGCUGCGUGCACUUCAUUACCCGGCACUGAGAGUUUUAUGAUAUAUGAGAAAAUGUUGCCAUUGAUUCAUAAUUACCAAAAUGAACAGUAGUUACCCAUAGGGAAAGGAAGAGUGGCAGACAUUCAUUCCAUUAAAAGGAAAAAACGAUUUCAAAUUCGUUAUUUUUGCGCUGGUAUUCAAACUUUUUAACGAUAAAAAUAAUGCAAAAAUUUUGUCCUAAAAACUGAAAAAUUUUUUUCAUGUUACAAUUGUAGCACCAUUUUUAUGACCGAGUUCUUUUAAGCUUAUAAUCAGUUCUUAUUAUUGCAUGUGACGCCACUUACAUCCAGCGGUUCUGAAAAACAAAUACAUGAGUAUUAAAUGUUUAUAUGCAUAUUGCAAUAAUAAUUCCCUGUUUGACAUGAUAUAAAGGUUAUAUAAGGAUGUAUUUUAUGCUUUAUCAUACAAACAAUCAUACCAUUUAUAUAUAAAUGUACAAAUUUAUCAUAUAAAUUUCAUAGCGCAAGCUAAUUGAUAUUCCGUUGCAUUUUUAUCCCAUAUGCACAUUUUAAUGUUCAAUAACUAAAGCAAUUACU
This is a messenger RNA of Lingula anatina, 1801 nucleotides long. RefSeq names its product TNF receptor-associated factor 2-like. The record is from RefSeq and is a predicted model, not a curated record. Gene Ontology annotation, cellular component: plasma membrane signaling receptor complex; cytoplasmic side of plasma membrane. NCBI's taxonomy places the organism in Eukaryota, Metazoa, Brachiopoda, Lingulata, Lingulida, Lingulidae. Gene Ontology annotation, biological process: regulation of canonical NF-kappaB signal transduction. Gene Ontology annotation, molecular function: zinc ion binding; tumor necrosis factor receptor binding.